GCCGCGUUCAGUCUCUGAUAGCUCGCAAGGGGGAGCGCGUGUCGUUACAGUUGGCAAGCCGGUGCGCGGGAUCAUACGCGAUAUAUUGUUUCUAUUUAAUUAAAUACACGAUAUUAAACCAAUUGAUCUGUGGGAAUAGUGACUGUUGGUGUGUCGUGUGUAACGGAUGACUUUUGGAGAGGCUGAAAGUGAAUCUGAAAUAUCUACUUAUGCAGGCACAGGUCACCAGAGGGAGUAUGCUGACCAGAGUACUGACACUAGCGGUGCUGGUUGUGAGUUGUACCCUCACGGACGCCUGCACUUGCUCCCUGGAACACCCACAGGCUCACUUCUGCAAUAGCGACUUUGUAAUCGUUGGGCGAGUACAGAAACUCUUCAGAGGGAAUGAUUUCUACGAUGCGUACAAAGUGAAAAUACGCAAUGUUUUCAAAGCUACACCAAAGGCAACAUUAGCAUUAAAAUCAGGACGAAUCCUAACGCCAUCGCAGGAGUCCUUGUGUGGGAUUACCCUUCAACCUAGAGAGACCUACGUAAUAACAGGUCGAGUGAUGCAUCUUCAAGCUCAUGUCCACUUGUGCGGGUACAUCAACAAAUGGCGUGAGGUCACUCCGAGACAGAGGAAAGGAUUCCGUCUGCUGUAUAAGCAGGGCUGCACGUGCAAGGUCCACAUGAACAGGCGCAGCACCAAGUCUCCAAACACCUGCGUGGCCGGCUACGACGAGUGCUACGAGAGACACGGAGUAUGUCUACACGACCGCUCACGACGCUGCCGAUGGACAAGAGCUCCAGCACUAACCAGAUGUCUACAGAAACAACAUCUGAAUGGAACCAUGACUUGAUCACUACGAAUCGAUUUAACAUUAAUAUAACGCACCAUUUUUGUAUAUCUCGACAUGACUUAAUGAAAAAUCCGAUGUUAACUUCGAUAUUGUUUCUUUGUGAUUUAUUAAUAAUAUUUUAUUAAAGUUACGACGCUAUUCUAAGCCAAAUCAUGUUAUAUUGCGUAUGCUUGUUAAGGACUGUCUUGUGUGAGGACAUAGCCUAGCUUUUGUAAUUUAUUCUCGACCGCUCUGAUUAGAAAUAAGAAAGCCUUGAGGCCAAAAGUGAAGAUCCCAUAUACCAAUCAGAUUCCUUGUAUAUAUAUUCCGCUGAAGCGACCACCAACCACCAACUCCUCUUCAUAACUCCUCUUACCGCUGUCGUCAUUGAAUUUACGUUCUUAUUUGCAGACUUUGCAGUAUGACAACAAUAAUGUCAUACGACAAAAUUAUCAAAAAUUUUUGACGCGUUAUUGGUAUUGGGCGAUUUUUAGAAACUGGGACUUGUAGAAUUAGAAAGACAUCUCGCGAUAAAUAGAUCAUUAGAUGUAUUUCAGUAUUUUCGUUAGCAUUUUUUAUAAUUUAGGAUAUCUUUACAUAUUAUGAUAAUACACUCAGAAACUAUGAAAUUAUUGUUUUGUGGAAGAGGAGGACACCCGGUCGACACCUGAUUGUGAUGCCCGCUGCCCACGCCAGAGGUGUCACAGGAGCGAUGCCGGCCUUUUAGAAAGGUGUGCGCGCUUUUGACAUUUGAAUUUAUUAAAUUAAAUUAAAUUUGACAAGGUUCCGUCCCAUUUAGAUUUGGCGCGAAUUAUAAUACAAACACUGAUAUCAAAAUCGAUCAAUAGACGCAAUAUCCUUUUAUUAAUUAAUUUUAAGUCUUAUUUAAAUAGAAACUUAACCACAUUUGUUUAUUAUGAAUAUUUGUAAAACUACUUUUGUUGGGAUAUUUUAUAUCAAGUGUAAGUCCAAUAUAAUAUUAUGAAAGCGUGUUUCGACUUUAACGUAGUAAAACAUAAUUUGUGAACAUUUUUGACUUUUUAAAUAGUCGUGUCCGCUUUAGUGUGGGCCAUCGCCAAAAUAUUAAUUCUAUUAAUAUUUUGGCGAUGGCAACACUUCACAAAUGUCGAUUUUCAUUUGAAAUAUAAUUAGCUACACUUUAGCUGUAAUAAGUUAUGUCAACUAAAACAGUAUAUAAAGUUAUAUUGUUAGCCCAAGAGACGGAAUAUUUCUCUAUUACAAUCCUGUAAUGAAGUUAUUUACAUUAACAAUCUAUUUAUUAUUUUUCGUUAAAACAGAAGGCGGACUGUUUCACCUUUAGUAGUGUUGCUUACUAUUAAUAUAACUUAACAUUAAUAAUGAAGUUUUCCAAAAUCGGGAAUAUUAUGUUGAGCAUUCAGACGUAAAGGUCAGUUAACUAGAGCCAGCACAUUCAAACUACUCACACAAGCAAUGCUAUUGUAAAUCAUUCAUUAUUCGAAUGUUAUUCGUCUUUUUUUUAAUUAGACGACACAUUGCCUCUUAUUAACAUUUAAUCUUAUUUAGUUGAAAGAUCCACUUCCUUAUAAAAUCUUAUAUCUUUAAAUGAGCAAUUCUUGUAUAUAUAUAAAUAUAUAUAUAUAUAAUCUGAAUCUCGGAAACGGCUCCAACGAUUUUCAUAAAAUUAAGUAUGCAGGGGAUUUCGGGGGUGAUAAAUCGAUCUAGCUAGGUUUCAAUUUAAAAAAAAUGGUUUUAUCCAUGUUUGAAUGAGAAACAGCUACAAUAACAUUAGAAUACAAAGGUAAAUUUCGCCACUAUAUACAAGACUAUUAUAGCUCAGAUGGGACAUUGGGUGAUCCGGAAAGCAGAAGACCCCGGUUCGAAUCCAGAUGUCCUAUUAGUUUUUUUUUUUGUUCAAGUUUUGUACAUUCUUAAAAGACCGAGCAAGGCUUGGUCGUCCGGAUAUUGUAAAUAAUAACAGCAAUAAGUUAAUUAGGUAACCCGCGUGCGAGCGAGAUGGAUCGGUUUUUCUUGAUACGUAUUCAAUAUGGCGUCGGUUUACGUCAGUGCCAACUUUAGUUAACUGAUCUAUGCGUAUAUUAGGGCAGCUUGCUGAACGCUUAUCUAUUUAGUUAUGUGAAAUAUUAGAACGUGAUAACUUGUAAUCGAUUGUUAAUUACACGAAUUUAUAAAACCUUAAACCGUUGUUAAUUCUCUUUAGGUUCCAAAAUUGUUUGUCCACGGAGACAACACAAUUUAUUGUAUUAUUUAUUCUAAGUUAUAACUAUUUUUAAGUCAAAGUAUUGUAAAUUAACAAAAUAGUGAUAUGUUAGUUAAGAAAUAAAAGUUUUAAAAAUUGA
Molecule: messenger RNA, 3157 nt
Organism: Leptidea sinapis
Lineage: Eukaryota; Metazoa; Arthropoda; Insecta; Lepidoptera; Pieridae
Gene: Timp
Product: tissue inhibitor of metalloproteinase
Exons: 7
Coding region: 210-839 (209 amino acids)
Biological process (GO): negative regulation of membrane protein ectodomain proteolysis; negative regulation of endopeptidase activity
Cellular component (GO): extracellular matrix
Molecular function (GO): metalloendopeptidase inhibitor activity; protease binding
Source: RefSeq, a predicted model, not a curated record